CCAGGGCUCCACCGUCCACAUCCCGUGUGUCGCUGCGGGUCUCUGCGGGCUACGGAGGCUUCGUUCGUUUCUUCGCUCAUGAAAAACGAGCAAAAAUGAAUCCAGGUUCUUGCUAAAGUAAUUUGAAUCGUUGAAACGCAAAGUGAUUUGCGGUGACCUAAUCGCCUGUCUGAGUUGACCAUGUCGUGCCGGGACAUCCAUGCCACCAAUGCCUUCUCCUUCAUCCUGGCCUUGGUGUCAGUGGUUGGGAUGGCCAUCGCGGCCCUAAUCCCUCAGUGGCGCGUCACCAGGCUUGUCACCUUCAACCGCAACGCCAAGAAUGUCAGUGUGUACGACGGACUGUGGGCCAAGUGUGUGAAGCAGGACGGCUACUCGGGCUGUUACUUCUAUGACUCAGAGUGGUACUCUAAGGUGGACCAGCUGGACCUGAGGCUCCUGCAGUUCGGCCUGCCCAUGGGCCUGCUGUUCGGCACCAUGGCCCUGCUGCUGAGUAUGGGCGGGCUCUGCAAGACCUGCUGCUGCUCGGACAAGCCGGAGCCGGACAUCAAGACGGCCCGCUGCUUGGUCAACAGCCCCGGCUGCCACCUGGUGGCUGGGCUGUUCCUCUUCCUGGGCGGAGCCGUCGCCAUGGCGCCCUCGGUGUGGUUCCUGUUCCGCACCAAGGAGAUGAACCGGCGCUACGAGAACAUCUUCACCGACGGCUUUGCCGUGUACGUCGCCAUCGGCUGCUCCGGCGGACUGAUGCUGGCCUCCCUGAUGAUGUUCAUGUGGUACUGCAUGUGUAAGAAGCUGCCCUCGCCCUUCUGGCUGCCGCUGCCGUCGGUGCCCAACUCCCUCUCACUUCAGGCCCUCACUGCAAACGGCUACCCCCCCUCGCCCGUCUACGGGCCCCAGGCAUUCCCCCCUCACACCUACAUGCCUGCCGUGAUGGACGGCCAGCCGUACGCACCAGGGUCGCAGGGCUACGCGCAGGGGGUGGCGGUCCCUGGCCCUGUCCCGCCCCAGGUCUACAUGACCCAGAUGUCCCCCCCAGACGCUUAUGGGUCCGAGGUGGGCGGCGCCCAGGCCUACAGCUACGCCCCCGCACAGAGCUACGCGGCGUCUCAGAGCUACGCCCCCUCCCAGGGCUACGCCCCCUCCCAGGGCUACGCCCCCUCUCAGGGCUACGCCCCCUCCAGCCACGCAGGCCAGCGGUACUCCUCACGCUCCAGGAUGUCCGCCAUAGAGAUUGACAUUCCUGUUCUGUCACACUAAAAAAAUAAACAUUGAAGAAGACAUGCUGCCACUCCAAUUGUAUAUAGAAAUUUCAAUGUUGAUGCAUUAUGGAUGGGAGCUGAAGAGCUGUGUAAAAGCUUCCACCAAGUGAUGAAGGUCAUUGUGUCCCCGGGACGGAGCCCGGUCUCAGGCUGGGGUACCAUUUGAAGGAAGGCGCAGCUUGGGUCUUGUACAGGUUAGGGUCGUAGGUUCACUAGCUCUAACAGUGGCCUUUUCUUUUACUUUUGUAAAACCUUUUUUAUUUUUUAUGAUGAUGUUUAUACAGUAACUGUCAUUUUUGUACUUUCUAUUGCGCCUGUAGCACUACUGUAACUUUUUCCCCCUUAAAAUGGCCAAGUGAAGAACGACUUUCCUGAGUGACUUCUGAAGGAUGACCUGCUAAAGAUCAUAUCAUUGUCUUGAUCAUGUCUAAAAUAACAUUUUAGUUUUACUCACAAUGUACUAAAGAUGCGGAUGUGGAUUUGAUGGAUCACUAUAUGUUGUUGACUGUGGAGUUAUAGUUUUCUUUCUAGUAUAACAUAGCAAAGAAUGCACAUACCAACACUAAAGCGGUGCCUUAUGUUAGGAUCCCUGUGUAAGACUGUGUAAGUAUCAGUUACAUGUCAUUGUUUCCUAUUAAUGCCAUUACGGUGGUCAAAAAUCACUAAUAGAAAGCCAUACCAGCAAUUGGUUUAUGUCUUUGCUAACAAAUCUGCUGUUCUUUCAUACCGAUAACUAAUGUCUUGAUUAAUUAAAGUCAAUUGAAUUGUCUGAAGAUUAAUAACUUUUUUGACUGCGCCACACGAUACUGAACUGUUGAGGGUGAAUGAGUUCAGCUGGUCAGCUUCACUUUUACAUUGAUUCUGAAAGAGACAAAACUUUUCAAACCAUUUGAUUAUCUGGGAACUGGCCCCAAUGCUUCUAACAGGUUGACACAAACCCCUGGCACUAGACGUUCAAUCAUCCCCUGAUGGUGAUCUGAUAUAAAACCAUCUGUAGAGAUCUGUUGAUAGAACAAAGGUUUAUUUUCAUAUUGCACUGACCAACCGUUUGGACAGUGAAGCCAACUCUUCUUUCUCAAGUGUAGUUUGCAGGCUUUGCGUGUCUUUCAUAGCGGUAGCAUUAAGAAAGGGUCUGCCAAUUAUUUGAGACAGCAGUAGGCUGUUUCAAAUAAUUAGUUGUAUUCAUUCUGAUUAUAUGGACUAUAUUACAACUUUUAUCUUUAUUUUUAGGGUACGCACUUGGCAUCACAACCAAAAACACUGAAGAGUUGCAAAACCUUUUUGUUUCCGAAAGCUGCCUUUGAUCCAAACAACCAGUCUCUCCAUCUCUCCAGUGUUUUUUUCUGAGAUUCAGGGUUUGGCUGAACAAGUUAAAAUAACUGAAUACCUAAUGCGUUGUGUGCUGUUAGAUCCAUAGUCUCAGUCUCCUGUAGUAAAGUAAUAUAAUAUAUCACUUUAUAAAACAUUAACAGGCAAUCUUUUUUUAUAGUUUUGGAUGGAUUUCAAAUAGAAUAAACUGCUUUUUAAGGUACUUGGAGGGUAAUAAUUAAAUAAGUGAUAUAUUCCCUACAAUAUUAACAUAGGACCCUUUUCAAAUAUGAGAACAAACACUACUUAUUAAAUGGACUUCCAGUGAUGUUCAUCCAUGUCUUUCUCCAUUUGUAUGCACGCACAACAUGAACAACCCAACACAUACACACUCACGGGUUUGAAGAUCCUAACCCAGAUGGCUCUAAG
This is a messenger RNA of Gadus chalcogrammus (walleye pollock), 2993 nucleotides long. RefSeq names its product claudin 12 (gene cldn12). Gene Ontology annotation, cellular component: plasma membrane. The transcript is spliced from 3 exons. Lineage: Eukaryota; Metazoa; Chordata; Actinopteri; Gadiformes; Gadidae. The record is from RefSeq and is a predicted model, not a curated record. Bases 181 to 1254 code for a protein of 357 amino acids.